AUGAAAUGUUUAGUUUUUAUUGAGACAUUAAGCAUUAGCAUACAAUCAGUCUAUUACUUUAAUAAGCAAGCACAUUCAUUUACUUCUUGCUCAAUCUGCUCUAUAUCUAAAUUACCUUUAGCUAGAAACUGUUUAUUUAGAUCACCUAAUUCAAAUAAUCAAAAGCUUUUAUUUUUUAAAUUUGUAUUAAAAAAUAAGAUUUUACUUUCCUUUCAUUAAUAAUAUUCCAUUUUUUUAAAAUCAAUUGAAAAGCAAAUUUUUGAAUCAUUAUAUUAUUUUAUUUCUCUUUCUAAUUUGAGUCAUUCUCAUUUCAGACAUUUAGAAGAAUUCAAGUUAAGUUUAACGCAUAUUUCAUAACAUAUUAUAAUUAUUUAGCUAAUUAGUUAGUUAGUAAAAAUUUAUAGACAGAACAGCACUAAAGAUGUUUUAAGUAAAAUUUAUUGUUAUUAUAGAGAUUUAAUAAAGACAUAAUUAUCUCUAAAAAUGGCUGUUUGUAUUUCUACAGUUCAGAAUAUAUUUCUCGAAUUUUUCUUGAAAUUUCCAUGA
Messenger RNA from Tetrahymena thermophila SB210, 546 nucleotides. RefSeq lists its product as hypothetical. Lineage: Eukaryota; Ciliophora; Oligohymenophorea; Hymenostomatida; Tetrahymenidae. The record is from RefSeq and is a predicted model, not a curated record. The transcript has a single exon.